Molecule: messenger RNA, 3110 nt
Organism: Podarcis muralis (Common wall lizard)
Lineage: Eukaryota; Metazoa; Chordata; Lepidosauria; Squamata; Lacertidae
Gene: HSF4
Product: heat shock transcription factor 4
Biological process (GO): regulation of DNA-templated transcription
Molecular function (GO): DNA-binding transcription factor activity; sequence-specific DNA binding
Source: RefSeq, a predicted model, not a curated record
GGGCAAGAGAACAUGGCACUAGUGUAGUCAGAGCACCACAAAAAACACACACACUAUGCAGGACUCAUCCACUUCCUUGGCUAUGGAUGGCUACCCCAGCAAUGUACCAGCGUUCCUCACCAAGCUGUGGACAUUGGUAGAAGAUCCUGAGACCAACCAUCUCAUCUGUUGGAGUAUUAAUGGUUCCAGCUUCCAUGUUUUUGAUCAGAGUCGGUUUGCCAAGGAGGUGCUGCCUAAGUAUUUCAAACACAACAAUAUGGCCAGCUUUGUGCGACAACUGAACAUGUAUGGCUUUAGGAAAGUGGUGAACAUUGAGCAAGGCGGCCUUGUCAAGCCUGAACGCGAUGACACUGAGUUCCAGCACCUUUAUUUCCUACAAGGCCAUGAACACCUCCUUGAGCACAUCAAAAGGAAGGUAUCCAUUGUGAAAAGUGAAGAAACCAAGAUGCGCCAAGAAGACCUUAGCAGAUUACUGUACGAGAUCCAGAUCCUCCGGGGUCAGCAAGAGACAAUGGAGUGUCAGGUGCAGGACAUGAAGCAGCAGAACGAAGUAUUGUGGAGGGAAGUUGUGUGUCUCAGGCAGAAUCAUUCACAGCAUGAGAAAGUGAUCAACAAGCUGAUUCAGUUUCUCUUCGGCCAGCUCCAAUCCAGCCCCAGCAAUGCUGGAAUAAAGAGAAAGCUACCUCUUAUGCUGGAUGAUGGCAACUCUGCUCCACAAAUGACAAAGUUCAGGAAGCAUUUGUCUUUGGAUCCCAUUCAUGACUCGUAUUUCAUCCAGUCGCCAUCUGCAGAACCUGCUUCGUGCUUAAACAGCCCUGCUGUCCCCGGAGGGCCAAUAAUAUCAGAUGUUACUGAAGUGUCACCAUCUAAUGCUGUGGUCAUGCAGCCUACUUCCAACAGGGAGAGAGCAGAAAUCUCUGAUCCUUUAGAUGGUGCUGAUUUGAAUCUGGAAGGCCUUCAGAUCCUACUGAGAAACCAGCAGUAUAAUCUCGAAGCUGCCAGUCCUUUGGAUGUUUUCAACCCCACUAUAUCUGCAAGUGAAUGGAAUUUGAAUGAUGUGGAGGCCAAUUUGUCCUCGUUUGUGUUUUUGCAUCAGGACACAGAUGCCAACGGUGGAUCUGGAGAAGAAUGCAAAUAAAAGGUCCUCCCGAGUGUUAAAUCCCCAAGUUAAUGCCUCUUGCUCAGGGAGAGACGUCAUUCUGGAAAGCAUCUGUCUGCACUUUUGGAAGAGCAACACUAUGAAUGUACCAAACAGUUCAUCUUUUCACACUGGGUCUAGAACAGCACCUUCCUUCUUUCCUGCUGUGGACUUUAAAAUCCCCAUCUCAGUUACAUCCCAUCGAACCUGAUCUCCCGGAAUGAGAAUGAUGAGUUUUCUUUUGCUUAGCUUAAACUAUUUAUGCUUUCCCUCCCCCCCCCCGGGGGGGGGGGGAACAUCUAGCAGCCUGAAUGUAAAGAAGUGGAAGUCAGUCACUCAUAACAGAUACACAAAUGUGAUGCAGUCAUUUUUGUUUCUCUGUCAAAUGUUGUGAGUGACAGUUAGCUGUCGAAGGGAUUAUCUGUCUGUUUUUGAAACUCCCAUCAUGCUACAAAUGAAGCUUUUAUUUCUGAACUGCUACUGACAAUCAGUGAGGAGGUGAUCCCUACACACCGCUUUGGUCCUGUCCAAUGCUCUGUGUCCAGUUUUUUCUCAUGAGAAAUCUUAGACCUCAAAAAAAAAGGUACGUAUCUUCCCAUGUUCAGUCUGUGUCCCAUGAUCUCACAGGGACCGUCCUCGUCAUUGUCUCAUCUCUCCUGUUUUAUUAUUGGAGCCUGAAAGGUCAUCUCUAAUUUGUGCCUAAUUCCCCAUUCUGGUUACAUCAGCAUAUAGUGCUAUAUUGACUGUUGUGCCAAACCUUGACAUUAUCAGGACCAGCUUGACAAAUGCCAAAUCUAGCUUGGAGCCAGCUGCAUGUCUUACUCGUUCACACAAAAGGACUGUGCUAAAAUUGAAAUUAUUUGGGGAGGGUUGAAUAAAAAAUUGGAUGUGCUGCUCAGAAUGCUAAUAUAUAUUCUUCUAGCUUGACUUUUUUCAGCAUUCCCAACUAUGGACAUUGUUAAAUUUGGGAUUGUUUUUUUGAACAUGUGAAAAAAUGUUACGACUUCACAGAUAAUUGUUGUAGCUUUAUAUUUAUUUAUUUUAAAUCCUGCAAAGUUCAAUUUCUAAAAGCAAACUUUGAAAAUUCAUUAGUUUUUGGAUAUAUAGUACGUAAUUUGUUUCUUUCAAUUUGCACCUGUCUUUGCAAUCCUGGGUGAUCCUUGGAGAGUCAUUGCAUGUCUUAAAAUUGCAAGUGUGAGUGCAGUUUGCAGAAAUCUAUAGGGCCUGUGGCUACAAAUGCAGCCCUGAUUUCCUGCUGUUCAAAAUACAUUUGUGAGAUCCAGCCUUGAGAACACAUGGAACCUCUCCUCUCUUGAAAUAAAGCCUUCCUUGUCAUCUUACCCCGAACUUAUUAACCCAAGAUAUCGGGGUCAUUCUUGGGAAUAUGAACUCUUCUUACUCUCUCCUUUACCACUUGCUUGCUUGCUUUGAAACCAUGACUAAUGCUAACAUAGAUUCCUCUCUUAAUUAAUGUUUGAAACCUUGGUUUGAUGUUAGUGUGUAACAUCUGAUUAAAAGGGAACAGGGUUAAUCUAAACUAUAGUUAGUUUUGAUACAAAUGUAAUGUGUUGAAUUAUGGUUAAGGCUAAUAAGGAAAAAGUGGAGGGAUUUUGCAUCAGAGAGGUGAGCUAAAAAGUGACCAUUUCUUUCCAGGGCUUACUCCUGAUUUACAGGUUGUGCUUUGCUGGAAAUCUGAUUUAUAAACCAUGGUUUGCUGGACUUGACUGUUAUUUUUAGUCAUCUAAUUGUGCUACAUGGUGUUCCAAAAUGUAUCUGUUUAGGGAUAUUUACAUAAAUUAUUACCUAAGGAUUAUCUUGCAUAACAUUAUGGUUUAUUGAGCUGGAGUAAAGUGAUAAUGAUAGAUUCCUUGGGAGAUGUUGCAUCCAGACAGCAACUUCCUAUGUAAUAGGGUUGCAUGAUUUACCGUAUUUUUCGCCCUAUUGGACGCACCGGCCCAUAGGACGCACCCAG